Messenger RNA from Danio rerio (zebrafish), 1594 nucleotides. It is a transcript of the gene slc39a13, whose product is annotated as solute carrier family 39 member 13. The record is from RefSeq and is marked validated. Gene Ontology annotation, biological process: metal ion transport; transmembrane transport; zinc ion transmembrane transport. Gene Ontology annotation, molecular function: metal ion transmembrane transporter activity. Gene Ontology annotation, cellular component: cytoplasmic vesicle membrane; Golgi membrane; membrane. Lineage: Eukaryota; Metazoa; Chordata; Actinopteri; Cypriniformes; Danionidae.
AAAGCACUUCCGGUCGGUGAGACGUGGCUGACUGGAAAAUCUUCGAGGAGUGAAAUCAGCCUGUGCUGCAGACAGAGCUCCAGCUCAACAGCAGCAGUAGCAGCGCCUGGAUGGCAGGGUCUAGCCGGAGAGAAAACUGCAGGAAUUACAGCAGGCAUCCAUGUAUCUUCCAAGUGCUUUGCGGAGGUCUGGGCUGAUGAGCGCAGGACCAGAGAGGCCCGUUUGGGCAUUUGCUGUGCUGCUGCUUGGCGCUGCCCUGCUGGCAUCAUCCUUUGGAGGGAAGAUGAUGAUUCAGACAGCUGUGGCCCAGGCAAAGACUGCACCUGCAGGACCUGGACCAUGGAGCAUCAAGGACCUUGUAGACCUCCAAUACCUGGAUGAGCUCAUGUCCAUUGACAACCUAGAUGUUUGGUUCUGCUCCCUUGUGGGAUCAAUUGCCAUUGGACUCAGUGGCAUUUUUCCACUUUUAGUCAUACCCAUUGAAGCUGGGACCGCCUUGAAAACUGAGGCUGGGUGUCAGAAGCUGAAGAAGCUGCUGAGUUUUGCCAUUGGUGGCCUUCUAGGAGACGUGUUUCUUCACCUCCUUCCGGAGGCCUGGGCUUACACUUCCAGUCCUGGUGGCUCCCACAGACAUUAUUGUACGCAAGGUUUGUGGGUGAUAGGAGGUCUGAUGUCUUUUCUGACCUUGGAGAAGAUGUUUCCUGAUGAAGUCGGUGAUCCAGAAACCAAAACCUCCUUCCAAAGAACUACAUCCUCUUCAUCUGAUCUGAGCAGCCAGUUCUCUGUGUCCCCGCAAACGAAUGGCAUCUGCUCAAACAACAACUCCGACUCCAAGCCAAAGACUGACAUCAGCCCUUACACACCGCCAGAGAAAAUAAAGACCAGCGGUUAUCUAAACCUUCUUGCUAACUGCAUUGAUAACUUCACUCAUGGGCUAGCAGUGGCAGGAAGCUUCUUAGUAAGUCGAAAGGUUGGCUUCUUAACAACGUUUGCCAUUCUGCUUCAUGAGAUUCCUCAUGAGGUGGGAGAUUUUGCCAUUUUGCUGCGAGCAGGCUUUGACCGGUGGAAAGCUGCCCGUAUGCAGCUCUCCACAGCAUUAGGGGGAGUCCUGGGGGCCUGCUUUGCUCUUUGCUCUCAAUCACAGCAUGGGGCAGAGAACGCCACUACCUGGAUCCUGCCCUUCACCUCAGGUGGCUUUCUCUACAUUGCCUUGGUCAAUGUGGUUCCUGAUCUUCUAGAGGAGACCAACCCAAGGAACUCUCUUCUGCAGGUUCUGCUGUUGUUUUCUGGGAUAGGCGUCAUGGCUCUGCUCUCAAUCGCCAUGGACUAGACACAGGCAAGGUCUGCUUUUAUCAGGGGACAUUUAUAGUGCAACCUUGCAUUCCUGAGGACUUUUGGAUUAUUCACUCCACAGUUUGAGCUUUAAUAAUUUAGACAUUUUUGUCACCCUCCCAAAGACCAAGUGAGGAAAUGCUAAUGAAAGAAUUGGCCUUGACAGUUUGGUGCUUGAAUCUGCCAGUAUAUGAUUUUAAGCCUUAUAUUUCACACUCCAGAUUAAAUUUGAACUGAAAACAAAAAAACAGAUUUGUACAAA